AUUAUCCUGAUGUUGUUGAAUUAUCUAUCUAUUAUUGUAUUUAAAGCAAAGUAGAUAUAAUCACAGUCAUAAUAAAUAUGCAGAUUCUUCCACCUUCCAUGCAGUGUUGUUGUCCUGCAUCCUGACAACAUAGCAUUCUUCCCCUCUUCCCCUCUUCUGACUUGUUCCCCUUCACUCUCUUCUCCCUCUUCUCUUCCUCUUCCUUUCUAUCUCUCAUCUACUCCAUCUAUUAGAAUACAUCUCCAUCAUGUCUCUCCCAUCUAGUAUCCGUAUCUCCUCUCAUCCUUGUCUCCAAGCUAAACUCUCUCUCCUCCGUUCGCAAUCCACCACUACUCGUGAAACCAGGACUCUCGUCACUGAGAUCUCCACCAUCUUGGGUGUCGAGGCUUUUGCAACUGGGUUAAAGGCGAACAAGAGUGGAACUGACAAAACACCUCUCGGCAUCGAGUACGAAACCCAAGGUAUCGAGAACGAUGUUGCUAUUGUUCCCAUUCUCAGAUCUGGCUUGGGCAUGGUCGAUGCAAUCAACGACCUCCUCCCCACCUCCGUCCCAAUCUACCACCUAGGUCUCUUCCGUGAACGUGUCACCCUCCAACCAGUCGAAUACUACAACAACCUCCCCUUCCAGCGUCCCUCAACAGCCACCUCACCCUCAGCCCCCAACACUGCCGCUGCCUCCAUCGCCGUCCUUCUCGACCCUAUCAUCGCGACAGGCGCCACCGCCGAAGCUGCCAUCCACCUCCUCCGGGAAUGGGGUGUGCAGAAGGUCGUCAUGAUCAGCGUGCUUGGGUCUGAGGGGGGUGUGCGUCGUGCUGUCGAUGCUUGGCCUGAGGGUGUUGAGAUGUGGCUGGGUGCUGUCGAUAAGCAGUGUAAUGAGCGGGGGAUGAUUGUGCCGGGAUUGGGUGAUAUCGGCGAUAGAUUGUUUGUUGCUAUUGGGAAAUGAUCUUUAUUUACCUGAUCUAGUACUUGGUAAUAUAUAUAUUUAUAAGAAUAAAGCUAUUUUAUGUAAACAGGAACACACUGCAUACUACAUAUUGAAUAUCCUAUCCAGCCUGAUGAACCGGCAACUCAGCCCGAUUUGCUGGAAUCGCAUGUCGAUCCACCAUCUUCUCAUGGACCCGAUUCCCAUCUCGAUGUCGCAUCACCCCUUUAGCUUGUAAGUUCUUGCGACGGGCGAGAUCUUUCUCUGCGUUUCGUC
Aspergillus wentii DTO 134E9 is the source of this 1198-nucleotide messenger RNA. RefSeq names its product uracil phosphoribosyltransferase. Lineage: Eukaryota; Fungi; Ascomycota; Eurotiomycetes; Eurotiales; Aspergillaceae. Bases 248 to 943 code for a protein of 231 amino acids. The transcript is spliced from 3 exons. The record is from RefSeq and is a predicted model, not a curated record.